Messenger RNA from Cyprinodon variegatus (sheepshead minnow), 1667 nucleotides. Its product is annotated as chromosome unknown open reading frame, human C2orf72. Lineage: Eukaryota; Metazoa; Chordata; Actinopteri; Cyprinodontiformes; Cyprinodontidae. Bases 128 to 1018 code for a protein of 296 amino acids. The transcript is spliced from 3 exons. The record is from RefSeq and is a predicted model, not a curated record.
CUGUGACCGUAGAGGAAGUUUCUCCUGUCGGCCGGAGCAGCGGGUUCACCGUGAAUCAAAUGGCUUCUUUUAAUUAAGGAUUACGGCAAUAAAAAAAAUAAAAAAUAAUUAGCUCAGCUGCAUAAAAAUGUCCAGUUCGGAGUCUCUGCCAGAGGAGGAGAUGGAGUUUCAAAAGGCUGUAGCUCAGAUCGGAGGAAAGGAGAGGAUUUAUCUGAUCAGCGAUUCCAGUGGAAGUAAGGAGGUGGACGGAGAUGACGUUGGGAUUUUACAGGAGUUCAUAGGUGACAUGUUUUAUAACAGCAACCCUGCGCUCAGUGACGGACAGCUUCCAUGCACCGUGCCAUGUGGUCGCCAUGGCGAUGCAGAGAGUGAGGUCGACGCGGGGAAAAGCAAUGAUAUCCCUUUAACAGUGAAAAGCAAGGAUUUGGAAGAGGACAGAGAGAAGGAGACGCGGCCGCAGAAUAAACCCCAGAGAACCGCAUCCAGGAGGGCCAAUGUUUACAGCUCCAAGCGCGCCAUAGACUCCCCGCUCAUAGUUUUCAUCUUCAGGCAGACGUUCGUCAGCAAAACCUCAAACGAGCCGUGUCUGCUGGAGAUCCUGAAGGACGUGAAGGCGCGCACGAAGCGCGGCUCGGUUAGCCGGCCCGUGCUGAUUGGAUUAAUACGCAGCGCGCAGGAGAGCGCAGAGACGCUGCGAUGCGCGCAGCUCCUGGAGCGCCUCAUGCGCUCCGUCUUCAGCAAACACCCACCGGAGACCAUCUGGGUCGGUUGUUUUAUCCCCAACGCAGAAGACAGAAUCCUGAGCAUCAAGAAAAACGCCUACAGAGCUGUUUCUGCUGCGUCCCAAUCAGCAGAUGAUGCUGGGGACAAAGGGAGCCAGGCUUUGUGGACGUUCCAGUGUUGUUUCAGGCCUCAGAGGGGGGAAGCCGCAAGACAGACCAACAGCAAAGCUUCAAACUGUAGACAAAAAGGUGAAGAUGGAAGCUUAGAGGAAGGACUCCCUCUGAGAGACCAGUGAUGCAGGGACACAUGACCAACUACAGACCUAUCACUGUGGACGCUCAUAUCCUCUCUGUAGAAGUUAAAAGAACGUUAUAAAGUGUAACAGGAUUGUUAUUAUACGGUGCUGAAAACCUCACCUCGGAGCCAUCCAGAUUUCUGUCCUGAAAGCUGCUGCCUUACGCCAUAUUCCUAAUACUUCAACCACAGAAACGUUUCUUGUACUGUUCUACUAACAUCACUUCUACAGGGUAUGAAGAAGGAGAUCAACUGAAGUGUAAUGCACAAUUAAGUUUAGUGUCAGCUCUUAUUUUACAGGCUUGUAUCAAAAUGAGCUUUCCUAAUGAAGUAUUUUCUUUAUGCCAAACUUUUAAAAGUUAAAUGAUGUAGGAUAUAUGUUUUAUCAUUGUUUUUUUUUUUGUUGCUAUUUCCGAUGUGUUACUGUGACCCAGAAGAGUGCUACCAGCUGUUAAAAAAAUAACCCACAGAUCUUUUUAUAAUGCUGUGAAGCAAGCAGAUUUUGAGUAUUUUCAAGCUCUUAUUUUAGCAUAAUUUUGUGCCUUAGACAAGUGCUGUUGUAACCAUUGUUAAUCAAAGGCAUAUAAAACAACUGUUUAAAUUUUUUAAAGUAUUUAUUUAGAUUGUCAGUUUGAUGGUCUGUAUGAAUA